UUACGAAGAAAAUGGUCAUUCCAUUUGCGUCAUCCUUGCGGUAUUCAUAUUCGCGCGUGCUGUCGUCGGCCGUACAUUCUGCCCAGGCAUUCCCAGUAAGCUCAGCAUUGACCCUCUCGCGCCGCCGGCUUCCGGACGCCCGCUUCCCUACGACAGCAGAGAUGAGCACUGCGGCGGACAGCGGCAGCUCCUGCCGCCCGGCUCCUCCGGUGGCGAAGAAGGUGGAACACCGCAUGGAGCUGUUCGGCGACGUGAGGACCGACAACUACUACUGGCUCCGCGAUGACUCCCGCUCCGAUCCCGAGGUCCUCGCCUAUCUCCGCCAGGAGAACGAGUACAGCGAAUCCGUCAUGUCCGGAACCAAACAAUUUGAAGAUCAGCUAUUUGCUGAGAUAAGAGGAAGAGUCAAGGAAGACGAUAUAUCUGCACCAGUUCGCAGAGGGCCUUACUACUAUUAUAAAAGAACACUGACUGGGAAGGAAUAUGUUCAGCAUUGUAGGCGUCUUGUCCCCAAUGCUGAGGCGUCUCCUACUGUUUAUGAUGACAUGCCGACUGGACCUGAGGCUUCUCCAGAGCAUGUGAUAUUGGAUGAGAAUGUUAAGGCUCAAGAACAUUCGUUCUAUCAAAUUGGUGCUUUUAAGGUUAGUCCAAACAACAACUUGGUGGCAUAUGCAGAAGACACAAAAGGAGAUGAGAUUUACACCGUACAUGUAAUUGAUGUAGAGACAGGAACUCCCAUAGGAAAGCCUUUAGCAAAUGUGACAUCAGAUCUUGAAUGGGCUGGUGAUAAAACCUUAGUCUACACAACAAUUGAUGAGAUCCAUAGGCCAUACAAGGUUUGGUUGCAUAAGUUGGGAACUGAUCAAUCCAGUGACACCUGCCUUUACCACGAGAAGGAUGAUACGUUUUCUCUUGAGCUUCAUGCUUCAGAGAGCAAACAAUUUUUAUUUGUUUCUUCUGAGAGCAAAACCACUACAGUAGCUUUGUACCUUAAUGUUUCUAAGCCAGAAGAGGGGCUUAAGAUUCUUAUGCCUCGUGUAGAUGGUGUUGAUUUAUCAUUCAGCCAUCGAGGAAAUCAUUUUUUUAUCCGGAGGAGAACUGAUGAAUUUUUCAACUCAGAACUCCUAGCCUGCCCAGUUGAGAAUCUCUCUGAAACAAUUCUUCUUAUUUCACACAGGAAAAGUGUCAAAAUUCAGGACCUGCAGCUUUUCAGAGAUCAUCUGGUUGUAUAUGAACGCGAAAAUGGUCUCCAGAAGGUCACUGUAUAUGACCUGCCAGCAGUUGGUGAACCACUGAAAGGCCUUGGAAGUGGCCGUUGUGUUGAAUUUAUUGAUCCUGUGUACAGCGUAGAUCAAUUGGAAUCUCAAUUUUCGUCUACCGUACUAAGGUUUUCUUAUAGCUCAUUGAAGACGCCCCCCUCUGUUUAUGCUUAUGACAUGAAGAGAGGUGUCUCUGUCCUGAAGAAGGUUGAAAUGGUUUUGGGAGGUUUUGACUCAUCAAAUUACAUUACUGAGAGAAAAUGGGCUACUGCUCCAGAUGGCACACCAAUUCCCUUAUCAAUUGUCUACCGCAGGAAUCUUGUGAAGCUCGAUGGUUCUGAUCCAUUAUUGCUAUAUGGCUAUGGUUCAUAUGAGAUUUGCAUAGAUCCAUAUUUCAAGGGUCCAAGAUUGUCAUUGCUGGAUCGGGGAUUUAUCUUUGCAAUAGCUCACAUUCGUGGGGGUGGAGAAAUGGGAAGGCCUUGGUAUGAGAACGGGAAGUUCUUGAAGAAGAAAAAUACAUUUACAGAUUUCAUUUCAUGUGCUGAGUACCUGAUAGAAAACAAGUAUUGCACAAACGAGAAGUUAUGCAUAGAUGGAAGAAGUGCUGGUGGCCUGCUAAUUGGCGCAGUUCUUAACAUGCGGCCAGACUUGUUCAAGGCUGCUAUUGCUGGCGUACCUUUUGUGGAUGUUCUCACUACAAUGCUCGACCCGACUAUCCCGCUUACUACCUCAGAGUGGGAGGAAUGGGGUGAUCCUCGGAAAGAGGAGUUCUACUUCUAUAUGAAGUCAUACUCUCCAGUGGACAAUGUGAAGGCUCAAAACUAUCCGCACAUUCUUGUUAUGGCUGGUUUGCAUGAUCCACGUGUUAUGUACUCGGAACCUGCUAAAUUUGUGGCGAAACUGAGGGAAUUGAAGACGGAUGACAAUAUGCUAGUGUUCAAGUGCGAAUUUGGUGCAGGACAUUUCUCAAACUCCGGAAGAUUUGAGAGGCUUCGAGAAGACGCCUUUGUAUACGCAUUUCUGCUCAAAGCGUUGGAUAUGAUUCCUGCUCCCGAAUCUCAAACCAGUUAAUGAAGGAACUUCUACACAGAUUGAUCACCUGACGGAGGUGGCUGAUUUUGGUCUCCGUAUGACUCGAAGAGAAGGCUCAAGUUUAGUGUGGUGCUGUGGCUGGGAGAAGGAAAGCACGGCCGUGCUUGUAACCUGAUAUUGUGGACGCUCUUCUUAGCAGAGGAAUAAACGGCCUCCGGCAUCGGCUUAUGGUGGGCAAAAGUAUCUUCAUUUCUUCUUAAUGUGUUAGGAAUAGGCUGUCCAGCGGGAUGUGUUCGAUGAAAGAAUCACAUGCUCUCUUGGCUCGCAUAUUCGAACUUAUUACACGAAGUCGCUGAUUGAUGAAUACAUUCUUCCUUUCACUUUAA
Molecule: messenger RNA, 2677 nt
Organism: Punica granatum (pomegranate)
Lineage: Eukaryota; Viridiplantae; Streptophyta; Magnoliopsida; Myrtales; Lythraceae
Source: RefSeq, a predicted model, not a curated record